CCCCGCGCCUGCUCACUCACUUGCCCGCUGCUGCCGAAUUGAGCCGAAGAGGUGGGGGCGUUCCCCAGACCAUGGCAUCGACCGAAGGUGCCAACAACAUGCCCAAGCAGGUGGAGGUGCGAAUGCAUGACAGCCACCUCAGCUCGGAGGAGCCGAAGCAUCGACAUCUGGGGCUGCGCCUGUGUGACAAGCUGGGGAAGAACCUCUUGCUGUCUCUGACGGUUUUCGGUGUCAUCCUGGGGGCAGUGUGUGGAGGGCUGCUUCGCCUGGCAUCUCCCAUCCACCCUGAUGUGAUCAUGCUAAUAGCCUUCCCCGGGGAUAUACUCAUGAGGAUGCUAAAGAUGCUCAUUCUUCCCCUAAUCAUCUCCAGUUUAAUCACAGGGUUGUCGGGCCUGGAUGCCAAAGCCAGUGGGCGCUUAGGCACCAGAGCGAUGGUGUAUUACAUGUCGACCACCAUCAUUGCUGCCGUGCUCGGGGUCAUCCUGGUCCUGGCCAUCCACCCUGGGAACCCCAGACUCAAAAAACAGCUGGGGCCUGGGAAGAAAAAUGAUGAAGUGUCCAGCCUGGAUGCCUUCCUGGACCUUAUUCGAAAUCUCUUCCCUGAAAACCUUGUCCAAGCCUGUUUUCAACAGAUUCAAACAGUGACCAAGAGAGUGCUGGUGGCUCCUCCGACCGAUGAGGGCAAUGCAACCAACGCUGUGGUCUCCCUGCUGAACGAGACUGUGACGGAGGCACCUGAGGAAACGAAAGUGGUUCUCAAGAAGGGCCUGGAGUUCAAGGAUGGCAUGAAUGUCUUAGGUCUGAUAGGGUUUUUCAUUGCUUUUGGCAUCGCCAUGGGGAAGAUGGGAGACCAGGCCAAGCUCAUGGUCGAAUUCUUCAACAUCUUGAAUGAGAUCGUAAUGAAGUUAGUGAUCAUGAUCAUGUGGUACUCUCCCCUGGGUAUCGCCUGCCUAAUUUGUGGGAAGAUCAUUGCAAUCAAAGACUUAGAAGUGGUUGCUAGGCAACUGGGGAUGUACAUGAUCACGGUGAUUGUGGGCCUCAUCAUCCAUGGGGGCAUCUUCCUCCCCUUGAUUUACUUUGUAGUGACCAGGAAAAACCCUUUCUCCUUUUUUGCUGGCAUUUUCCAAGCUUGGAUCACUGCCCUGGGUACCGCUUCCAGUGCUGGAACUUUGCCUGUCACCUUCCGUUGCCUAGAAGAAAAUCUUGGGAUUGAUAAGCGUGUGACCAGAUUUGUCCUCCCAGUUGGAGCAACCAUUAACAUGGAUGGUACAGCCCUUUAUGAAGCAGUGGCCGCCAUCUUUAUUGCCCAAAUGAAUGGUGUUGUCCUGGAUGGAGGCCAGAUUGUGACUGUGAGCCUCACGGCCACGCUGGCGAGUGUUGGUGCAGCCAGUAUCCCCAGCGCUGGACUGGUCACCAUGCUCCUCAUUCUGACAGCCGUGGGCCUGCCGACAGAGGACAUCAGCCUGCUGGUGGCUGUGGACUGGCUGCUGGACAGGAUGAGAACAUCAGUCAAUGUUGUGGGUGACUCUUUUGGGGCUGGGAUUGUCUACCACCUCUCCAAGUCUGAGCUGGAUACCAUUGACUCCCAGCACCGAGUGCAUGAAGAUAUUGAAAUGACCAAGACUCAGUCCAUUUAUGAUGACAUGAAGAACCACAGGGAAAGCAACUCUAACCAAUGUGUCUAUGCCGCACACAACUCUGUCAUAGUAGAUGAGUGCAAGGUGACUCUGGCAGCCAAUGGGAAGUCAGCUGACUGCAGUGCUGAGGAAGAACCUUGGAAACGUGAAAAAUAAGGAUAUGACUCUCAGCAAAUUCUUGAAUAGACUCCCCGGCGUGUCUUAUGGUAAAAGAGGAUAUAAACAAGCUUUCUUUAAAAAGGAAAAAAAAUGCAUAUAUUUCUCUGUUUACUUAAUCUGUUAGCUGAGGCUUAGAGGACCUGUUGAGUCAGUGGUAGGCACGGUGCGUGUCUUUGCCAAAUAAUGCUUUGUAACUGUCUAAUGUUGUCACUUGUAUUAUCGUUUGAUUGGAUGCGGCUGGAGGAAUUGGUUUGAAGUGAAGACACAUUCUUGCCAGCUUCCCUUUUCUCUCAGGAGGCAGAACCGUGGGUGUUCUUUUCCCAGGAGACACUACUAAAGCAGCAUGGCACACCCCAGUGGCUUGGGGCGAUGAGCAGACACUCAGUGUGUAUUCCUUCCAGUGUUUUCCAUGCCUCACCUUGUGAUGCACAUGAAAUUGUUAGAAGCCUCUAGACCUAAUUCCCCUUAAAUGUUUGGUAAAUGCAAGUACCUGUCUUAGGGAAACUUGGAUCAUACAGUAUAUUCCUUAGAGCAGAUCUUCAAAGAGAGUCUUAGUGGCAGCCAUACUCAAAAGGCAGCUGAUUAUGGCACCCGUGGAAUCUCUCCCCUGCCCUUUGUAGUUCCAAAGUGUGUUUCAUAAUUUGUUCUUCAUUUGAUAAUGAAUUAGGAAGUAAUUUGCAUAUAACCACCUUAUAUAUAAAAAAAAAGGGAACACAGUCAACGUAAAUUUUAACAACAUUCUAAUACUCAAAUUUGUCUCUAUUUGGUUUGCAUUCACCAUUCGUAGUGAAAUCAAGCUCUGAAGUUAUUUGAUCUAUGCUUCACUUUCUUGGUUUCACCCAUCAAAUUCUUGUUUGGGUUUCUAACAUAAAAUUCAAUUUUUAAUCCCCCAAUUAUUUCCAUCGUAUUCUCAUCAACCUUGAAGGCCUAAUCAUUUUACUCUCCUCACACAUGGAGGAGAGUUGUGUUGACUGUUUCUCUUUUGAUGCCAUUCUCUUGAUAAGAAGAAAAAUGAAACAUGGUUAUCCAUCGAAUAUGUAGAAAGCUAUUUGUUACAUUAUAUCAAAGCACAUUAAAACCAGUUGCAGGACACAGCUGGAAGCAGAUCCAAUCUUCCUCCUAGCUCUCUCUAUGGAAAGGAAUAGAAAACAAGUAUAUGUGCACAAUCCUAUAAAGGUGACAUUGCUAUAGCAAGGUCAAGGCAAACUUGAACCAUGAAGCAGGAACAAGAGAUGGCUGUACCCAACAUCAUAGAUGGAAUCUUUUCAAGGCUGUGAAAGUUGGAGGGACUGAACAUAUCCUUGGAGUUGGCACAGUGCCUUGCAGACUGUGGGUAAGCAGUGGAUCCUGAAUGAUUAUGCAAGCUACAUUUGUUAAUGUCUCUACUAUUAUUUUUUAUGGAAUAACUCACAGUAUUUUUGUAAGGUUGUUGGGUUUGGGAGUUUGUUAAGGACUUGAACCUGAAUCAUUGAGACAUAAAGCACACUUGCCUCUAAGAACUAUGUAGAACCACAUGAGAGUGGGGUAGACAUCUGAGACCAGCAGACAAAUGCUGAGAUUUUACUGAAGAGUCAUAAGACCAGAUUCUCUGAGGAGGGUGUGUUUAUGGACUUCACAUACCCUUUCUUGUUAUCCCUUGUGACAAUUUUUACCAAAUCAUAUACCUUUGGAACAUAUAAGAGACAUUAGAUUCCAUUUGUUUUUGCCUCAUUAACCUUGUCUUUUUUUUUUUUAAAUAAGGAUCACUACUAAUCAGUAUUAAGCAGUUUUUUUUUUUUUCUUAAUGACAUUGGUCUUCAUUUUUACCAGAUGGUCAAGAACAUAGCAGUGAAAAUAACAUCCUUAUACCAAAUGUUGUGGGUCAAGGGGACAGUUCCUGGAUUUAGUUGUGAAGCUGCUGAGGAUGGGCUUUGAGUUGUGCUUCCAAGAGCUUUUUAUGGUGAGGAGAAGGACCAAGGCGAGGUAUCUAGAAUCCUGUGUAUUUUGCCAUGGCCAGCUUAGCACUUGUGCAUGCCAACAUGUUUCUUGCAGGAGUGGUUCCAGGUCGGUCUCCCCAAGACUGACUCCAAGUUUCCCAGUUUUCUCUGUCUUCAGCUCUUCCUAAAAUACAUAAAGGGACAAUGCCUUUGAAAGAAAUAAGGUGCACAACUUAACAAACAGGUUUUUCUGGUUUGAGACUAUGCAAUGUUUCAAGAGAUUAAAUAGACUUAGGAUUUAUAUACAUUUAUCUGUGAAUUCAAUAAAACCCCAACAUUUAAAAGACCAAUUUCUCAAAUUCAGGAUUAGCCUGAAAUUGCAGGGUAUAUGUAGAACUGACAUGUAUGACUGUGUCAUCUGUUUUUUUAUAGGUCCCAGUAAUUCUUCUCAUGCCAUGUCCAUUGAAGUUUUCCUCACCCAGUAUAUAUGUGCCAUAAACAGAGAAAAAAUAUCCAGAGUAUACCUCUUACAACUUUUUUCUAAAUAGGAUUACCUGAUAUAUAUAUAUAUAUAUAUAUACAUAUAUAUAUACACACACAUACAUACACACACACAUAUGGAGAGAGAGAGAAAGAGAGAUAUUGAUCUGAAUAGGGCCAGCAGAGAUAUGAAUGCUUAUAAUAAUCCAUUAAUAUUUGAUAAUGCAAAAACAGAUGCAUUGCGCCCUCUAAGGUAUGUAAGUCAGGACUUUGGCAUUACCAUUUUGUUGUAGACUCAUUCACUCAUUUUAGGAAUCAGAAUCAUUUCAGGAGAAAACCAAGUAAGUAGACUUCAAGCCUCCUUUCUCACUUUUUGCCUGUUGGGAAACCCUGGCGGAAUUAUUAUUUGAUUACCUGUUAUAAUUUCAGUGAAUCAAAUCCAAUGAGUAAGAAGAAUAACUUUAUCUUUCAAGGUAAGAAUUUACCUUAGAUCUUUGCCUCCAGACAAAGAGCAAUCAGAGAAUCAGGAGAUGGUCUAGAUCCCAUAGACCUUCUAUAUAGAGGCUUUCAGUGAAGAGCUCUGAAGUAAUUGUCUAUUGGUUUCAAUUAUUUUCUUCCCAGUGGGUGUGAGAAUAUGGUCUAUCUUCUUGUUGCCUGUGGAAGUGACCAUGUGCCAUUAAAGAUAAAUAUUGACUUCUCUCCAACUACUAGUCAGCUUAGAUAUUCAUGAAAGUCAACAGGGCACCCAGAUUCCUACUGGAUCCUGAAUUUAGACUGGUAGGAGGUGAGAAAGGGUUAGGGGGAAUUCAGUUCAGGGGAUGAUGUACUGGUAGGUGAUGACAAGAAUCCCAAUGACCAGUUGAACACAGGACCUCAUGCUUGAACAAGUAUAUUAUUUGCAAGCAUAUCUAGUCAAGAAGCUCUUUGGGAGUUGGGUAACUCAUCUACUGGGCCCCCCCAAAAAACAUGUUUUUGCAAAUAUCACACUUCCCUUUGUUUCCAAAAGCAAAAGUUGGGGUACAACUUCACUUUUGUCAGAACCAAGACUUCUAUCUGUUCUGUAUUUUCCCUGAAACUAUAGCAAUAAAUCCAAAUAGAUAUAUACUGACUCAGAGAUCAUCUUCUGUAGUUCAGGCUCUGGACAAACAAGUCUCAGCAGCUCUUAGCUGGAUGACUGUAAGUACUCAGCAGUUACACCCAGUGAAGGUGGUUCUUCACGUUUUUCUGGGAAUCUUAGCUGCUCUUCAACUCUUAGAGCCAUGCAGUUGUCUGAGGUUGCUUUGCUUUUAUCCAAAUGAAUUUACUCUAAGCCAAGAAAAGGACCAAAUGGAAUUUUUCAGCUUUUGUAGUAUUUGCUCUUUGAAUAAGAAUGUGGGGGUCUGGGAACCUAAGAAGAUUAAGUAUAGAGCCUGAAGGUGUUCUGAAGUGACAGUUUUGCAAAUCUAAUUGUCAAAGAAGAUGGAUGGUCUUAGUAUCUGUCAUUUCUAGCUAAAACACAGAAAAGGGCCACUGAGUGCCAACCAAGACAGGUUGGCACUAGAGAUUGUCUUCCUUGGGUGGAGUGAGUUUGAAGCUGCUUGUGUCACCUUUGCUUAUGAUUUUCCUAAAAUACCCAGUUGCCCACUUGUUCUCCUCUGUUCUUUAUUCCACUUAUUAUUGUUGCUGCUUAAAAGACGUUUUAGUAAACAACUGUACAAAUUAGUGCUGGUUGGUUUAGAAGAGAAAAAGGGAAUUUAAUUAAAUAGUAUCUAAUCUCAUAGCAUCAAUAGGUGAUGACAUGGCAGUUGGGUAGAGGAAACAGGUCACAGAUUCUGCCAAGCUUUGUCUGUAUAACUUACACAAGUCACUUUACAUGCCCAAGGCUUGUUUCUUCCCAUACAUAAAAUGAAGGCAUUGUUCUGAAUGAUUAAAACCCCCUUCCAACCCUAAGAACCUAUGACAUUGUGAUCUCUGUUUUAAUCUCUUCUUAUAUAUUAAGUUGAGGGGCCCAACAUAAUGCAUUCUCAAUUUGGAUUUUUUGCAUCCUCUUUAGGGAAAGUUACUUUCAAGUCUCUCCUAAUUCGAUGUUUUACAACAAACUUAGAAGAUGGCCUUGUUAAUCCACAGUUUGGUGUUGGUGGGACGCAGAUAUCCUUUAUAAAACUGCCCUUUGCUUAAACUCACUGUCUUACUAGAAAAAUAGCAAUUCAGCUCAGGGAACAAUGCCACAGGAAUCUCCAUGAGGAGAUAGGACAAGUCUGCAGCUUCCCUUAAGGUCUUGCAUCAUGCCUGCUAUGGCAACAGAGCCCACGCCAAUGCCCACAACACACAGUUUUCUCCAAACAGUCCCAAUUACCAACCCAGUAUGGGAAUUUGGGAGCCAUUGGCAAAUUGUCUUGAAUGUGCUUAUGAAAUUUGGUGCAAGACUUACACAAUAACAGCAACUGGAAAUACCUUCCCUCUCUGUCUCUCUGCCUGUCUGUACACAGACACGUACAUCUACCACUCGUGAGCUGGACCAAGUCCUCUCGCUGAAGAGUGAUGCAGGGAUAUUUGAUGGAUUUCCUUUUCAGAUUUUCCUCUUCACUUUUGUUGUGGCCAGCACAUCCCAGGUAGAGAAGCUCUUUCUUAUAAGAAAGGAGGGCUGGCGCUCUUUGACCACUUCAAUGCUGGAGAAGUUUCUAGGUGGAUAAAAUGCAUGGUCUGUCUGUAAAUGUAGGGGUCAUGAGUCAUGGCUUUUAAAUAAUCUCUUGCAGUUUCUGGUAUUUCUGCAGGAAGCUGCUGCUUGCUGCCUUACUAAAUGCAGCCUACCCUUGCCAGAGAAGACUUCAGUGCUUCAGAUUUGGAGGAGAUGUUAGGCCAGACUAGGGUUUGUGUUAGAAAAAAAAAUGUUGAGUUCAGAAGACAAUGCAAGAGCAGCAAGAAAAAGGCUAUCUUACCCAUAAAAGAAUCUAUGGAGAAAUAAGACACUCCUGCAUUUUUAUUUCCAUUCACUGUAAUAUCCUGAAUAGUUAUUGAUCAGUUUUUUCUGUGUCCAACCUUGCUUCACCUUCCUACCUCCAAACCAAGUAUCCAUUUUGAUAUUUUUAUAAGUCCUACUGUUGGUAAACAGGGUCCUUUUGUGCUGAGACUACAGAGAGCUACUAGAACAGAUCCACUGCUUUGCAAAGCCAGCAGGUGACCUGGAGCACAGGUAGCAACAGGUUCCCAGUUACUCUAGAGACACCAUGGAUCCUUGGGUGUGUGUUGGAAUGCAACAGCUGUCACUCCUGCCACUGUCCCCUGCGGAGAUGGGGCUGAUGCAGUUGGAAUGUCUCUCCUCCUGGGACUCUGAGUCUUCUCCUGGCAACCAUUUAACCAACCUGCAAAGGGCCUGCUGUCUAUGGUGGAAGAAGGUUGGUCUAGCACAUCUCUGGGGGUUCUCCCCAUGGAGCAAAUUCUCUGAGAUGUGUCACCAGAAAGCUGGCACUCUGGUUGCUUAAUAUUCCAGGAGAGUUAUUUUCCUUACUAGGAACCCUACCUUUGGCAUCCAGAUUUUACACAUUACCCUAAUUCCCCCCUUCUCCUCUCCCUGGGAAACCUGGGCAUUGCACCCCCAUGUUGCACAACACAGAUCAGAUUAUCUGGUCACUAUAGAGAUUUGUAUAUAAAAAACUAAUUUUGUGAGAAUUUUUGUACAUUGUUUUUCUAUUUGUUUUUUACAGCUUGAGGAAAGAGCUAGCAAACUGUGAAUCUAAUUUGAUCUUGCAGUCAGCAGAUAUAUUUUGGCUUCCUGGUAAGAACCUAUGUUACUGGGAAUGAAACAUUGCUCUCUGAUCAGUAUUGCACCCCAAACUCACAAAUUUCUCCAGCCCAUUCUUAUAUUCUUCUUAAAUCCCAGGGUUUCUUUGUUAUUAUUUAUAAAGAGCAUGAGGAAUGUAUUUAUAGUCUUGGAUGUUAUAUGUUUGAUAUUACGUUAGUCUUUAAUAAUGUUAUAGGUUUGUAUCUAUUCUUCAUAAUUCAUAAAGAACUCAGUAUAGACUGAACGAAUCUAUUUAGUAUCUGUAAUUUUGCAGACAGAUAUUUUCGUAUGGUGUUUUCUAUAUAAUCACAGGUGUAGAAUGAUAACUCAUACAGAACAGGACAUUUCUACAGCAAUUUAGAGUUGUCAGUUCUUCCCUGAGCAUAUAGCCACAUUCAAAAGAUUUAAGAACCUAGUCCUUUGUGAUGCAAUGAACAAAAUGACCAUAAAGAACAGGAAUCCUUUAAAUCCCUUAGCUAGCUAGAAUGUGCAUUUAAAUAAUUAGUCUUUUUAAUUUAAGGAACGGUACUGAUGCCUCUGUUUAACACCAGACCUUGCUUUUCCAGUUAAGCAUUUAAAAUUUCACUUUUUUCUCUAAGAAGAUGAAAACCAAGGUGAUGAUAGUGGGGUCAAUUCUGUCUCAGAAUUUUCUAUGCCUUCCUAAUUAUUUAUGUGACCAUCGAACUAGGAAAACUCUUAGUAACAGAGACUGAGGGUGAUGCUAGGAAGCAAAUCAGGACGGAUUUGUUGCAGUUCAUUUUUGCCAAGCACAUUAGUGGUAAAUGUCACAUUGUAAUGUGAAUUGAGCACAUAUUUUUAAUAAAAAAAUUAUUAGUACCAGCUGUGAAGCAAUACUCAUCACUGGGACUGGAGGUGGAGGCUUAGAGUCACACUGAAAUUGUUUAGAAGCAGCCCAGGUAGAUUCUGUCCUCAGGUGAAUAACAAUCUAUGUAACUUCCCCAAACGGCAAAUCAUAGCCACUGCAAAGACAAGGGGGGGUCUUCCUCCCGCCACCAAACACACUUCCUGAAAUGGUUGUAGGGCUCCCAUAUUUGCCACUUGUGUAAAAAACAAAAAAGUUACAUAGGAAGUGUACUAAUAUGUCUUUAAACCCUACCCGAACAGAUUAGAUGUGCCCUUAGCUGGCAAUGAUGUAUCUGUGGUUUUCCAGUACAGAUAGCUGUCAAAGCAUGAAGUUCUUAUGUGUGCACAGUAAUGCUUGGUUCACGCAUGAAGAACAGUGCCUAUGCACUUGUGUGGCUAUAAUGUAGGUAUCUAUGUGUAAUUUCAGUGAAAUGGUGUAUAGAUGUUUCAUAAUUUAAGUUAAAUGUUAUUUUUGGCUGUUCAUCGAAAUGCGGUAGAUAUGUUGGUUGGUGUUUUUGAAAACCUUUCUUUUCCUCCUUAGAUACAUAGUAGUGAAUCUUUUCCCCUCUUCUUUGCUGUGACUUGAGGAUGUAUAUCAGUGAAGAACUUACCUGUGAAUCCUGUGUAUUGAUGAUUGAAAAUCUGUGUGUCCGCAUCUUUGUAAAUAAACAUUUCAGAGCAGGCAAGGGUUAGAUGUGCGUUCUGAUUCGUAGCGAAAGGUCAUAUGAUGCCUGUGCACACACAGCAGUGAAACUUCUGAUUAUCUCGGUGUAGGUAGGUUUAGAAUGAGGACCUCUCCUUACGGUUCUCCAUGGCUUGGUGGAUUGGACUCUGAGAGACAAAAGGUUAACCUGUUACUGCGUGUGGUUGAAUCAUGUCCUGAGGUCUGCCUCUUUGGUUGCCAAAUACUGAUGAGGAUGCUCACAACUUAGAGGUUCUAAGGGGCCCUGUCCUCCUUGCUUCUUGAGUCAGGUCAAUAAUUGGUGAAUAGCUCUAUUGACUGUCAGUCACUGGCUAACAUCCAUGCAGGUCAAACUCCAUAAAAGCACAGUUCUGCUAGAAACCUGCACAGUCAUCUGUAGGAAGAUAGAGCUCUAGAAGUAAAGGAAUGGUUAGUGUACAUCUUGGUGUGCAGAAGGGCAACUGAGGAAGAACAGAUCCCACCUAUGUUGGAAUAUGACCUUGACCUGGUAGGCUCUGUGUGCGUGUUGAGUGGUUGAAGAUGUUCACGAAUGCAGUUGUACAACUGUCUCUUAAAACACACACUCUCUAAUUAUCCCGAAGUGGAAUGCUGUGAGGUCUAUAGUCCCUGCAUCCCCGUUUCCCCUGCAAGGACAAGAAAGGCCCUGUGCAGUGGGGAACACUGUGUGUCCCUCUUUUCACAUGAGCUCUCCUGAGGGCACAAAGCACAUUAAUUUGCAGUGACUUCUCGAACAAUCAGAAUAAGGGGAUGUAAAUGGUGGACAAACGCAUUUUCCCUUGAAAAUGUGGCUUCUUCAACGCCAGUCAAAUUUAGGUUGGAAAAUUUUACUGAAAGAAAACUGGCCUUUAGGCAGGAUUCUCUUUGAAGAUUCUUCUAUGUCCAGAAUGAAAGGUAAUUGUUUCUCUUCAUUCACAAUCCCCAUUGGUCUAUAGUCACGUAGCAUAGAUUAUCUACAGCACAUAGUGUUUAAAGACUAAUGAAUACAGAAAGAUAAAAUCUUCAACUAAUUUUUGGGUUAUUUCUUACCUAUGGACUAGUAACCGCCUUGUUGGCAAAGCACAUUUUGGGUAAUCAAGGUCCUUUGUUUUCACCUUUAGCUUUCUAAGCUUUCUUACAAUGUGGACUGAUGACUGUAACAUUUCGUGUAUAAAAUAACUGGACAUUCUUUAUAUACUGGAAAUAAUCUGUGAAUCCAAUAUUUCACUAAGUGUUUUAACUUUUGUGUAUAUAUCUCUCAUCAAUA
This is a messenger RNA of Talpa occidentalis (Iberian mole), 10762 nucleotides long. RefSeq names its product solute carrier family 1 member 2 (gene SLC1A2). Gene Ontology annotation, molecular function: neutral L-amino acid transmembrane transporter activity; L-glutamate transmembrane transporter activity; glutamate:sodium symporter activity. Gene Ontology annotation, biological process: L-glutamate transmembrane transport. The coding region runs from base 72 to 1793 and encodes 573 amino acids. NCBI's taxonomy places the organism in Eukaryota, Metazoa, Chordata, Mammalia, Eulipotyphla, Talpidae. The record is from RefSeq and is a predicted model, not a curated record. The transcript has 11 exons. Gene Ontology annotation, cellular component: plasma membrane.